AGGGACAUUCGCUGGGCCAAAAAUAGAGUUCAUUGAAACCCUAUCACGGACUAAUUAAUUGUUCAUGUUCACGACAGCUGCUGCAUUUGUACGCAUAAUCCCAGAGAUGGGGUGGGUCUAUUUGGAAGGCGUUUGUUCAUGACAUGAUGAACAAUUCAUGUUUUGUCAAAAAAGUGUGGAGGUGAGAAUGAACUUGAUGGUUUGGAUCGACACCAUUCUUCUGAAUCUGAGCUGAGCUGACUGCACAUCAUUCGCACAGUGUAGUAGUGGAUGCGAUGUGAACUGUCAGUCGGUUUCUACAACACAACAGUAAUUUUCACACAUACAGUAGUUGAAGUGCAAGGUACAGAGACAUGGAGGAGGCUGAUCCGAUGGAGCAAAACCCUCCAGGUGAUGAGACAAACGAUAAAAAACCUUUGGGAGUGUCUGACGAUAACAAGAAAAACGGUGAGGUCAGAGAGACGGUUGCCAUGGAUUCUGCUGAGCCAGAGGCACCCCUACCUUUAGAAGAGGAUGGAAAUGGUGAAACUUUAAACAUGGAAAGUGAAACAGAUAGAGCAGUAUUGGAAGGAGAGGAUGGUACAUGUAUAUGUACAGAGAACACAAACCAAAGCAACAAUGGAGAAUCAAAUUUGGUGCCAGACAAAAUGACAAUGGAAGGACAACCAGAUUCAUCAGAAGAAGCUAAAUACACACUUCCAGAUGUUCAAUGUCCAGAAAUAUCUGUCGAAGGAAAAGGUACAGAUGAUUCGGAAAGCAAUAUAUGUGAACAUGCCAAUCUUGGAGAGAAAGUAAUUUCCAAUGAAAACUCUGAAAAAGAAGAGACAGAACACGUAGAAACUAAUCACACUAAUAAUAACAACAUGAACUGCAAUGGCAUUAAUGACGAUGUGAGUGUUGGAAGUGAUGAAGCGAGUAAAGAUCAAUCUAAGAUCUCUGACCCUGUAAGUGAUCCAAGCCUGAGUAGUUGUGAUACUAAGAGAAAAGGCUUGUUGCAGUCAGAUCCCGUUUUCAGUGAAAGAAUUAGCAGUGAUGGAGGGAGCGUAGAAAUAGCGGAAGAGGCGGAGGAGGAAGAUUGCAGUGCCAGUUAUCGGGUGAAAGCCGCUGAUGACAGGAUACUUCCACCUCUAGAUGGUGGCGAUAAAUCUGAAAACAACAUCCAACAUUCCAAAGAAGUCACAGCAUCUUCCUCUGUUACCAUAGAAACCAAGGACACCCUUGAAUCUUCGCCAGUAGUAGAAAGUUGCAUCCUCGUCCCCCACUCGGACGACUGCCAAUCUACCCCACCUCAGACAAACAAAGAGCCAGUUCUUCAUCCGCCAAGCCUUGCUCCCAAUGAGCUCCAGGCAAAGUCGGAUCCGUCUACCAGCCCAGGGGUCACUAAGAGUGAUUCCGAGACUGCCGUCGAUGUAGAGGAUGAUUUGCUCUCAGAAUUAGCUGCUGAGCUGGAUGAGGUUGUGCCAGAGAAAACUGUCGGUGCUGUUGCAGUUCACAAAGAUCUUCCAAGUAGUGAGACGAGGAGUAGUUCUCAGGUUAACGGGGAGGAGCGCUUUGAGGGGGAUGAUGACAUCAUCAAGAUGAGGAGACUUGUGGAAGAGUGGAAGAAAAAGUACUGUCAUGCUGAAGCAGAAUUACAAAGCCUCCAGGCCACUGCUCAUGCCAAAGCAGAUCAACAAGACAGUCUCAAAGAGGAACGAGCAAAGGCGGCGAAGGAAAUCAAGAAAGAGACAGCGGCAGUCAGGAAAGUACACCUUCUCAGGAUACAGGAGCUUGAGAAAGAAGCGGAGCAAAGGAAGAAAGAGAUUGCUGCUGCCAGGGAUCGGCAAAUAUCACAUGAUUCAGCUGCCAAGAAAGCUAUCAACCAACUACAACAUGAGAUGGUGCAAAGAGUCGACCAGGUGAAGCGUAUGUACGAAGACUCUGUGAAGGAGAAAGAGAACAUGGUCAUCCGCUAUGCCAAGAGUGAGAAGGAGAACCUGGACUUGAAGAAGGCCAAGGAGGCGUUAGACAAGAAGGGAAGAGAUGCGGGUCAUGGGCUAGAGGUCAUCGCGACACACAAUAAGCAACUCAAAGCAGAACGGACCAGACUCAUAGGGGAUCUGGAUGCAAAGGACAUGGAGAUUACCAAGCUUCAAAAGGAGAAGGAGGAGAUGGAGGAUGAUGUCUCCUCAGUAGGAAUCAAGGUCAAAUGGGCUCAGAAUAAACUCAAGACAGAGCUAGAAAGUCAUAAGGAAACGAAGGUGAAGCUCUCCAAGACUGAGCAGAGACUUCAGGAGGCCAAGGAAGAGACUGAACAGAUCAGGAAGAACUGCCAGGAGAUGAUUCGUACUUACCAGGAAUCUGAGGAGAUCCGAUCUAAUUCUCUUGACAUACAACUCAAGGAGAAGGAAGAGGAACUCAAAAUACACUUUCAAGAAAAAGAGGACCAUAUGGAGUUUCAUAACACACGUUUGAAGGAGCUGACUUCACUGAAGAAGUCUCAUCACGAUACGUUAGCAGAGCUGGACUCAUUGAAAGUCAAGGCUACAUGUCUAGAAGAUGAGAGACUGCAUACCGAGGGCCUUCUGGCCCAAUUCAAAGGUCUCCUCAACUCACAGAAGGAAGAGAACAGGAAACUCACAAGACAGAUGGAUGAUCUCAAGUCAAUCAAGAGAAAACUAGACGAAUCCAAGGAGAACGUGGGGGUGUUGGAGAAGACGAUCGCCUCCAGGAAGGAGGAUGAGAAGGACCUGGAGUCUGAGCUGGAGAGGAGCAGGGACAAGGAGUCCGAGCUCCUGCAGUUCACAGAGAGGAUGACCACCAAGAAUGCCGGUCUUCACUCGGAUAAUAACGUACUCAGUGCCAAGGUUGAUAAGCUAACUGAAGAAUGCAGAAACCUGACUUCAGAAUUGGAAGAAGCAAAGUCACAGGUCUCACAGUUGACUGCUGACCUGAACCAAGAGAAGCAGUACCGUGAGAGAGAGGCAGCCCUGCUGUCGGCUCGGCUCAGUGAGAAGACCAAGACUCUGGAUCAGGUCAAAGUUCAACUAGACGAUGCCAAAGAUGAGACGAAGACACUCAAGAGAAAAAAUGCUGCAAAUCUCAAGGAUCUAACUCGUCAGCUUCACCUUGCAAAGAAGAGGAUAGAAGCCCUGGAGUCCGACGGUGGCGGUGGCGGCGGCGCUCCAGGCAACAAGGAGAACUUCAGCUCUGAGUCCAGGACCAGCUCCACGGGAUCCCUGGAUACGUUGGGAAACAGCGCCCUCAACGGUGGUACAGUAAACAUCUCGUCAGGGAGCACGAUAGCCGGGGGUAACGACUUCCCUGGUAUCGACAAGGCCAUGCUGGUGGAUCGAAUCGUCAGGCUUCAGAAGCAGAUGCAGAGGAAAGCAGAGAAAAUUGAGUUUCUCCAGGAACACAACUGUCAACUCAUUGAAGAAUUACAGAAGAAAUCCAAGAUUAUUCAGCAGUACAUCAUGAGAGAAGAAGUAGGUGCCCUCAUACCAGCCAUCAGCGAUGAAAACAAAGCUCAGAUGUCCAAAAAGAGUGGCAUCAUGUCCUCCCUCUACGGAUCACAUUCAGUUGACCCCAAUAUGACCCUUGACCUCUCGUUAGAGAUCAAUCGCAAGCUUCAAACAGUACUAGAGGAUACACUCCUCAAAAACAUUACCCUUAAGGAAAACAUUGACACUCUUGGCCAGGAGAUAGCCAGACUGUCUGAGGAAGCACAGUUCAAAUCAAGUCGUCGCCCCAACGCUGGUCGGAGAAAAUGAAGUUGAAUCAACUACUUUUGGUCUCGUUCAAGAACGGUGGGUAGUCGAGAGACACUGUCCAGUGGGAGUCAAUGUAGUCCUUCAGAAGUUCACCCCUCAUGUGUAUGGUCGGUCAAGAAGAUCUACCCAUAGAAUGCGACAUGUAAGUCAGGGAGAUUCAUGUUUGCUGGAGUCUACGAGAAUACUUUUCAUACCGAAACCAAAUUAUGUCCGGCUGGGAAAGAUGCAGAAAUCUUACAAGUUUGA
Messenger RNA from Strongylocentrotus purpuratus (purple sea urchin), 3998 nucleotides. It is a transcript of the gene ccdc186, whose product is annotated as coiled-coil domain-containing protein 186. Gene Ontology annotation, biological process: vesicle cytoskeletal trafficking. The record is from RefSeq and is a predicted model, not a curated record. Bases 354 to 3752 code for a protein of 1132 amino acids. Gene Ontology annotation, cellular component: trans-Golgi network. The transcript is spliced from 18 exons. Gene Ontology annotation, molecular function: small GTPase binding. Lineage: Eukaryota; Metazoa; Echinodermata; Echinoidea; Camarodonta; Strongylocentrotidae.